Messenger RNA from Bipolaris sorokiniana ND90Pr, 609 nucleotides. RefSeq lists its product as uncharacterized. NCBI's taxonomy places the organism in Eukaryota, Fungi, Ascomycota, Dothideomycetes, Pleosporales, Pleosporaceae. Bases 6 to 329 code for a protein of 107 amino acids. The transcript has 2 exons. The record is from RefSeq and is a predicted model, not a curated record.
AUGGCAUGCAUCAGCGCUACACUACUCCAUGCCCGCCCGCUGUCAAGUGCCCUGCAUUAGCAUUCGAUAAAAAAGUAUCCCAUCACGCCACGCCGCUGAUGCCAUCCGAGCAGCCAGCACCUGUUCCCUCACCGCCAUGUCCCGUACCCGUGAGCACGUACACACGGCGCGGUACGCUACUAGUCGCGAAUACGGUUGCGUCGGUUCCCUUCUAUCUCUGUAUCUACCCAAGCCUUGUCCGGACAAAAAGGGGGGGCAUGCCUCACCAAAGUGUGCCGCAAACCCCACAUCCAAGCUCUGGGGCGCAGCACUCUCUAACCCUUCUUUAGCUCAUCACCCGCUCCUCCUUACAGAAAAGUGUCCCACUCACCACAAACCAUGUUCUGAUCUCUCAUGAGUCGCUACUUAUUGUUUGCCAAACAAAAAAAAUACGACCAAUUCGUCACUUGCCUCCGAGCGCUCGGAUGUCGCGGCGCUGCAUCUCGGUUUCAAUAUCUCGUAUCGCUGUUUAUUUUCUCCGGUAGUGCUACGGGGCCCUUGUGGAGCUUUCCAAUACUUGCACGCACAGAGCAAAAAAAUCACAGACAACAAAUUUCCAUACUUAGCAUC